CGAGGGCAUGUAUACGUCUAUUCAGGGCACGGAAAAAAUACCUGCUAUUGUAUCAUUCCGCUCGUUACACAGCAUAAAAACAGCAGAAUAUUUAUGUGCACUUGCCUCUGAUGCGCCCUGGUAACUUUUGGCCAGACGAUGGAAGCAACUACAUCUGCACGUGUGAAGACGACAGUGCAGAGUGACAAAAAAAAUUUUUUUUCGGAGAUUUUCCCAGCACCAUUUGUACAAGAACAACCCUCGUGUGAAAUGUGGGGAGCAAUCACACCAAAAAUCCGGAAAAUCCGGUUGUGGUUUGCAUUGCGAAAAAGGGCAUAAACUGCAAAACCUUGCCAAAAUCACCUUUCAUAACUGGGUCGUUUUUAGUCUGCGUCUGCGCCAGGCGAACCCUCUCGAAGUUAAUCGGAUGAGGACAAUUUACUGUCAUACGGACACGGUGCAGCGACAAGCCUAUUAUAUGAAUUUGCGCGUUUAAAAAUGGAAGUGUUUUCCAGCAUUGCGCUGUUAUUGGGUCUGUAUCUCCGUGUUACUGUGGGUGCUGAUAUUUACUUCGGUAUGCUCACUCCGAUUGGCACGCCCGACGAGCAAAUGUACGGCCCUGUGCAGCUGGCCCUCAACGACAUCAACAACCACCCCGAUGUGCUGUCAGGUCACACGCUGCGUCUUGUCAUCAAAAACACUUCGGUGCCUGCGAACGAAUCUGUAUAUCAUGUUGGAAACGCUGUGGCCAAGCUCCAAGAGCUGAUGACGCCAAAAACGGACCCGCCGGUAAUGUUACUGCUGCACCAUGGCAGCGUCACUGAGACGGAUGUGAUAGGAGAGAUCACGGGGAAACUGAAAAUGAUACAGGUCGCGACCGGUAGCUCGUCUUUCACACUAUCCCAAAGACUCGUCUUCCCGUAUUUGUACCGGACAAUCGGCUCACUGCUAGACGUUAUCACUAUAGAAGUGGAUUUUGUCAAGCGCUUCGGUUGGACCCGCGUGGCAUUGCUUGCGGAGGACAAGGGGUCGUAUAAAGAGAUGUCGAAAGAAGUGGAAACUCUCUUAAGACAGUCGGGCAUAGAAAUUAUCACUUCUAUAUUUUAUAGAGUAGAGCAGCUAGGCCAAGUGAUGGAAAAACUGAAGGAAUUGGACGCAAGGGUAAUCCUGCAUCACGCUAGCGGACAGGGCUCACCGCUUUGUCACGUGUUUUGUCAGGCAUACAAAUAUGGCUUGUUUGGAAAGAAAUAUGUUUGGCUGACUUUGAUGCAAAACGUUAAGGAUUACCGUAACUUGGCAUCCAGCAUGCAUCAAAAGGGGAAACUCUCUUGCAACGCGGAGCAGGUGGUCCAAGCAGCAGAGGGACAGUUCAUUAUAUUCCGUGCUGACGCUAAACAUGCCAGCGAAGUCGGAUAUGAACCAAAACGGCCGUUUACAGUAAAGGAUCCUGCAGAAAUUUUGAGGGAAAUGAAAGAACAAGCUUGGUACAAUGACGACACCAGAAGAAUACUAUAUCAGUUGAAUUAUGAUGCCAUAUGGGCGGCUGCAUUGGCCUUAAACAAGAGUUUGCCUCGUCUUCCGCCAAGAAUAAUCACCAACUUCAAAUACACCGAUCUGGGCACGGUGACGGACGCUUUGGUGCCAGAAAUGAAUCGCACUAACUUCUUCGGGGCGUCGGGUCCUGUGUCUUUCUCACCCCAUGGUAGUCGAAUGAGCUGGUUGUCCAUGGAGCAAAUAAGAAACGGUACGGCUACGUUGUUUGGUAUUUAUGACCAGAAAUCCCGGAACAUGACGUUGUCUGAGAAGAUCAGUUUACUGUGGUACAUUCAUGGUGGCGUUAUACCUCAAUCUGGGUACAGGACGGUCCGAACACUACUGGUUGUCGCAGACGAACUCAAAAUAGCCUUCACUGUGCUAGCUGUGAUAUCAAUAGUUAUCACUGUUGUGUUCCUGUUAGUUACGAUCGUCAAAUGGAAGACGCAGUUAAUUCAAAACUCCUGGCCACUGAUGAACAGCGUCAUUGCACUGGGGUGCAUCUUCCUGGCUGUCAAUGUCAUUCUUCAAGGCAGUGCAACUCAGCUGUCGUCGACUAGUCAUAUACCAUGUAAUGCCUUUGUCUGGCUAUUUGUGACUGGGUUUACACUUUCGUUUGGUACCAUGCUGCUGAAGAUGUGGGGAGUGUAUCGCCUCUUUCGUUAUCAGCAGGAUUGGGGUCUGCAAGUAGAACUGCGCAUGCUGUCUGGAGUUGCCGUACUGUUGGUUAUUGAUAUUCUGAUGCUGAUAAUUUGGCAGUUGACUGACCCACUUGUGGUGAAAGAUAGGCUUUUACCCGAAAGUCGAGAUGGCGCGAAGAUGGUGCGAUACCAGACUCUCUAUCGCCAAUGCCACAGCGGGAGUGCUAUGGGCUGGGCCAUUGCGUUUAUCGUGUACAAGGGUCUGCUGUUGCUGGUCUCUGUUUGCUUGGUAUGGCCUACCUGGGUGAUGUCGAUGAAGAGAGAUGCUGGAGACAGCAGUCAGGUUGGUUUGGCUAUGGUUAUCAUUGCCUUGGCGACUGUUGUUGGAGUUCCAGUAGGUGUCCUCGUACAAGAAGAGCCCAAUGUGAACUUUGGCGUCAUAGCUGGCUUCACGCUCUUCGCUAUCAUAGCUACGGUUUUGUUGCUUUUGAUACCCAAGCUCAUCGCACUCAAGAGGGGGGAGAUGGAACCGUCGCUUUGGUCGCCAUUGCGGCCCUAUAUCGAGGAGUUAUUCGAUGACGUCGGCGAUAAGAAGCCUUCUCGUGCCAUAGAGAACGGAGACGCUAACACAAGUGACAACAACCAGGGCGAUGGAAGUGCAGCUCAAAUCUAGUUUCUUAAAGGAAGAGGCUUAUGACUGCGCACAAAGAACUGCCACUGUAAACUCAGUGAAUGGACAAGUUUUCAACCCUCAUUCCACCGUGGAUGGUUUUAUAUGAUAGGUCAUUUUAUUUGUUAAGGAUUUAAAAAUGGUUAAAUUUGUCCAUUUGUAUCUUACUGUAUAUAUUCAAUAGCAAUCGUACGGGUAACUUGGAUUAGUCGCAUGCAAUCCAUGCUACAUGUAAACACCUAGAUCAAGAAUGCUUUAAUACAUAUGUGAAUAAUGAAAUAUAUAAGCAGUAAACUUUUUUUUUAAGAUAUGGUAUACAGUUUUAUGCACAGCUGUUGCCAGCUAAGCUCAAUAUCAUCGCUAGAGCUUGGCGGUAGAAAAAAAUCAUAUCAGUUUCUCGUGUCAGAGAACACGUGUGCAGUUUCAACCUGAAAAAGAUUUUGAUUUCUAUAAUACAGGGUAUGUAUCAGAAUAUAUAUUUGAAUCUACAUGAGUGACCGAGCGUCAACAUUAUGUUUUAUCGUCACACACCAGAAAUUUCACUAUCAACCACAACAAUCGUUAAAGUCAUUUUGUACGUAUGUUACCAAAUUUCUAUACUUGUCCUAUUGCAACAGCCCUUAACUGAAAUCCAAAUAUGACUUUGCUCAUUUUAUGCUUAAAUCCCUUUCGGCACCAACCGUUUCUGUUACUCUCAUAAAUCGCACACAUUUAGUAUAUUUAGGACGUUCGUCUAG
This is a messenger RNA of Lingula anatina, 3560 nucleotides long. RefSeq names its product gamma-aminobutyric acid type B receptor subunit 1. Gene Ontology annotation, molecular function: G protein-coupled GABA receptor activity. Gene Ontology annotation, cellular component: membrane; G protein-coupled receptor heterodimeric complex. Gene Ontology annotation, biological process: G protein-coupled receptor signaling pathway; gamma-aminobutyric acid signaling pathway. The record is from RefSeq and is a predicted model, not a curated record. Lineage: Eukaryota; Metazoa; Brachiopoda; Lingulata; Lingulida; Lingulidae.